Caenorhabditis auriculariae is the source of this 5974-nucleotide messenger RNA. The record is from the annotation of a GenBank genome assembly. Lineage: Eukaryota; Metazoa; Nematoda; Chromadorea; Rhabditida; Rhabditidae.
AUGCGGCUGGCGGUGUUGGGCGAGAGUCUUUUGUCGCGUCAUUUCGUCACUCUGCUGAACGAAGAACAUCCGGCUGUGGAAAUCAAGCUUUGGACGUUUUUCCCUACCGUUCGUACAGGUUAUCAGUUUUUCGAAGAAACGGAUUUUUUCAAAUUCGAACCUUCAACACUCAGAAUUCGAAUGUGUCCCAGUGUGCUUCAAAUAUUAUGGCCCUGAGCAAUUGUGUGACGCUUUGCGAGAAAUUGACAUUGUAAGACUGAUUUUAUUUUUCAAAUAAUAUAAUCCUCUCAGAAAUGGGUGUGUCGGAGUUUGAAGACGGUGAUAUGAUAAUCACAUAGGAGAGAGUUUUUCAGUUAAAAUGAAGCCAAGAGCGACUGCUACUCUUAGCUGUCCCAAAAGCGUGUCUGAAAAGUCUCAGCAAGAAAUAUUGACAGGCGAUCAAUUUUCACGAGUACUUGGAUUUAUCGUUGGCUCCGAACUCUGAAGAGCUCCAAAGGCACAACGUCGAAUGUACGAUCCUUGCUUUUCUUGAAGUAUUAAACGAAAAAUUUAGUCGUGAGGUCACUGAUUUUUCGUCUGCGGGUCCCGUUCAUCCACAUUUCUACCUGCUUUUUACAAUGCUCCACACGGUGGCCUAAUGGGAAUGAGCCGGAGUCCGAUCCUCGAAAGUAUGAGAGCCAGUGGCCUUUUCCGGUAAUUAAAAUACUUUUUAUCUUUUUUUAAAAAUAACUUCAGGAAUACUGUCGAUCAAAAUUUGAAGCGGAAAUGCUCGUGAAGUCUUUUGAGCGCGACGCAUUCGUUCUGUGAGUUUGUUUUCCACUCCGCAGAACUAGCAAAUAUUCUGAUGUUGACUUUUUUGAAGUAACUUAAAAAAUAAAAUAAUUCGAGCAGAUGUUUCAAGUAAAUGAUCUACCUUUUUAACAUGAACUUUUUUAGCAGUCUUGAGGCUGAUAGAGACUUCAAAGACGUAGUUUGGUGAAAUUCACCAAGAGGAGCAGAAGAUAUGGAGAGAAACAUUUUUCCCGGAAAUUGAACAAAAUCUUUCAAAGAAUCACUCGUGUAAGUGAGCUUCGCUGCGGGGCUCACAUUAUCCUACAGAUUUUAGUGUGACCGUCCUGAAGCGAAGACAGAGACCCUCGUUAUAAAGACUCAGCAAGAGACUUCAAGCAGGACUUAAAAGAUCAGCUGAAUUUUAGAAGAGCCGUGCCAGUUUACGGCGAGGGCGAUGACUCAUCUAUCAUAACCGACCUAAUCCGCUUGGCCAACGAUUCUUGCAUCCCGCUUGUCGGCGAUGGUGACGGCGUUAUGCAGGUAAAUGGCUUCUGAAGGCGUUCCAAAGUCAUUCCGAAAAAGAUGUCCUACGUACGGAACAGUGCUACAGCAGUGUGGCUGGCGACUUGUCGUCUUCUUUCCCUCACCACCUCCUUCGAUCCCAACGCCACCUGCUCGGAUCUUUCUGAGCUUCUCAGCUUCGACUCCGGCAAUCAAAGUUGAUCUAAUAUUUUUUUUUCUAAAUCAUAGAUCCUGUUUCUAGGCGCGUCCAUCAACGCAUCGCCGCAAAAAAUCAAGUUGAACAGCAGUUUUCAAGAAUUGGAUGGGGUGCUCAUCGGUUAUUUUUUAUUCGAAAUUUUUCGUUUAGUUCAACAUGGACGUUGAAAAAAAACUGGGGGCAUCUGCAAAUAAACGAUUCAACUCCCUCAGCUCGUCUGUCACAGAAGAAGUGGAAUUACUUCCUCUUGUUUUUUUUUUAUAAUUGUAAAUCUUCAAGUUCAAUCAUCACAUCAAUGAAUUCGAUGGCCUUUACACAUCUAGUUUAAGUGUUGACGAGAAACCGCUUGCUCCGAUCUUCGAAGUAUGUUGUUCCUUCCAUUUUGACAAUUGUUCAUCAAUUUUCAGAUCAUCUUGAUUGCCGAUGACACUCCGAAAAAGUGUGUACACAAAACAUUUGCUCCUUUUCUCUUCGUGAGUCAAUUUUCUCAUUUCUAACUACAUUGCCAGCUUUUGAGAACGGAAAACGCCUCGGAUCGCAGAUAGUCCUUCCGUUCCUUCCAGUUUAUUACAUAUACAGCCUACUCUGUUUUUUGCUCGUCUUCCUGACAAAAUUCUUCCACUUCAAAUUUGUUUCACAGGUAAAAAUACGUUCAAUGCUUCUUCCAACUUAACAUUUGCAGAUGCCUCAUCCGUCCUUUCUUUAUGUGUAUUUCCGCCAUUGGACCUUUUUCAAUACCAACAAAAGCUUGUUAUACUUGAACUACAAGCCGAAGCAUGACUACCAGGUUUGGGAGGCAAAUAGUCUAGUAAUUUUUUCGAAAAAAUCUAUUCAGGAAGGCAUCACGAAAUCUUCUUCGUACUACAGGCAUAUGAGAUCCGAUGAGAUAACUAAGUUUUCUUGGGAAAAUUCAAUGUCGCACUAAUUCCUUUUUUUCUUUGCUGUGAUAUAAAAUUAUUAUUAUUACUAACUCUGCCUGACUAAUAAAAUUUCUUAUUCGUUUCAAACGACUUCAAGAAGUUUAAAGAAGCAAAUUGAAAAGAGGAUUAAAAUUUACAUAAAAAAAUUAUUUUUACAAAAAGAAUUUUUAUUUUUCGAAAAAAAUUCGCUUGACUCGUGUGGUAUACUGUUUAGUACGCAAGUCAACAAAGACUACGCGCAAAGUUGAAGUUUAAAGUUUUUCUCUUUUUAAACUAUGAAACGAAUUUAUACAGUUAAUUUACUCAGAAAGUUGUAAAAAAAAUAGUGUAAAUUCCACAAUUUUUUUGCAUGAAACUUUUUAGUAGAUAAUGGUAGACUUGGUAGAUGGAUGUGAAAAUUACCAAACGAAAAUUUUGUAGCUUUUACUCGUUAUUUCCAUCAAGCUUUGGAAGCCUUAAUUUCGAGAAUCCAACUGCAUAAACAGUUAGUCUUUUCCGCCAUUUCAGAAAAGUGGAUCUCUUUUUUUUUCAUACGUCGCGAGGUUAUAUACGCUUUCGCUUUUAUGUGGUUUACGAAAAAGAAAAGUUUGAACUGUUUUUUAUAAAUUUUUUGCUCGUGUUAUAAUACGUUAUAGGUAAUAUUAUCAAAACCACGUCAAAAAGAAAAAAAAAAUUAGAAACGUGUUCCUGUUUUCCUUUCAUUAUAUAUAAAAUCUUACUUCCGUCUUAGGGCUCAUCAAUAAGUAGUAUAAUCGUGACUGUUCCAAAGAUUUUUUCCCGUGUUUACAGGUGUAUAAUGGCAGACUGUGAUCAUGAAAUGAUCGAACACGACGACAUGGUGGAGGUUAGUUCGAAAAAAAAAAAUAAAAGUUACCGGAGGAAACCCAUUCAAGGUCUGCUCGGUAAACGGUCGCCGUGCUAUUUCUUCUGGCGUACCAUCUCUCGACGGAAGCAUUGAUUCUGGAGAUGAACGGGCGCUGUCCGACUCCGACAUCGCUCAUGCAGCUCGUAUAAAUGUGAGUUAGUUCAAGAUUUUUUUUUCUCAACUACUUUUGUAUUUCGAGGUUAUGAUUCAUUAUAUUUACAUUCACAUUUAUAUAGUAAAUGAAAAUGGAAUUGUAAAUGAUAGGGUUUGAAAAAUUUUUAAUGACGAGAAAAUUUCAACCAGGUUAUUUCAUCGUUAGAAUAGCUUUUUAAAGUUUUUCGAAAAUUAAAAAAACAAAAUCAGAGUUCCUGUGUAAGAAAAACGGUCGGAGGGUAAAAAAAUUUGGAUAAAAUAUUGUUCUUAGUGUUUAUGAGUUUCUCUGUUGCCCAUCAAACAGUUGUUGGAAGAAACUCAUCCCAACUCGAGGAAAUUUGAGAUUUUUAAAUCAAAAAAACUUGUUUUUUGUUUUUAGUCAUUUAUUUUUAUUGAUCAAGCGGUAAACAAGAACUUUCAAAGUUAUAAAGAACAAUCGCCAUUGGCGAACUAGAAGUCCAAAAGUGUAGUUGAUCAAGUUGAAAGCAUGGUUUUACGGUCUUUCGGCUCAUUUUGCUGCGCGUAGUUCAUCCAGUUGCGCCUUAACGAGCUCAAAACACAGCAGAUGUUGUGCUGGAUCCCGGAAACCGCGCUCUAGGUAGAAGCAUCGGAAAGAGAACGACCACUUCGAGUGAAGAUUUUACAGGCAAAAAUAUGAAAUUUAUUAUUCAUUAUCUUUUUGGUUAUAAAACUAAGUUGUACAUUUUUUGGUUUCGAGGCACUUUUCGAAGAAGUAUAUAGGAAAAUGAUCGAAAAAAAACGGCACUACUAACUACAGCGCGUUUUCAGACAAUUGCGACUACCGUGAAAGGUCCUUCAUCCGACGAUUUGGAAGAAGAAUGUCGGCAACAGGACAUAACUCGCCGUCUCCAUUGCCACGACGAAGAGACUCAGCGGAAACUGACCGAAGAUGGCUUCGAAGAUCUCCUUGGCACUGGCGCCCUCUUCAUGAAGUCUUUGCGAUCCCCGGACGACCAAAAUUCCGAGAAACCUGUCGAUAAUCAAUGGGUCACCGUAAAUGUAUCACUAUCUGGUGUUUCUGGCCUAAUUUCAAUUCAAGAUCAUCGACACACUACGUGGAAAAGAUUCACACUCGAACUUGCGAUUUCUUCUGGGCUCUAGCAUGACGAUCGAUGGUGAAGAUUUUUGCUUGGAUUUUGAGAAUUUGUGAUUUUUUAGCAUGGGAAAUCGUGAUAAAAUUGAUGAAAGUUGGAGAAAUCGUCGUUGUAAAGACGGAGGUUUUUUAAAUUAUUUUGCUGAAUUAAAUAAUUGUUUAUAGGCGCGUCUCGCUUACGGAGAACUCGGGCUGGACGAUUUGAUAGAGCCAGAAGAAGAUCAAGAGUACACGGUUGCCAUUAGAAAACUGUUUAUAUGAACUUGAAAUUGUUGAAGAUCGAGCUCUUAAAAGUGGAGGACGGUCCUGACGCCGAGAUGAGCGUCAGUGAGAAAAUAAACCUCGCCGAAAUGAUCAAAGAACGUGGAAAAUUCUACUUCAAACGCGCUGAAUACGAGAAAGCUGUUUUUGUUUACAAGCGGUUCGAAUAUUUUUCAUUUGAGAUUUUUUCGAAACGGAACUGUUCCAUUAGAUUUUUUUUCAGCGUUCACGCGAUAAUUGGUGAAUAUGAAGCGGAUGAGGAAGAUGAACUGAGCAGGAUCUUGUCCACGUGUUCUUCCAAUUUGGCAAUUUGCUAUGCUCAGGUAUUGAAAAUUUUUUACCUUAUCUGAGUGCUUUGCACUUACUUAAGGAUCUGCAUCUAGUGCUUUAAACUUAAUCGUUAAGCCAAAUAUUCGAAUUUUUCCGAAUUUCAAACUUUAUUUUUAAGGAAAAAAAGAACAUAUUUAGUAAAUGUAUGAUUGAUUCACCCGACAAAAUCACUGGAGAGCGUUUUUAGAUGGAAAACUGGCAAGAAGUACUCGAAUGGUCAGAGAAAGCGCUAGAAUUGUGGGAGGCCAACACAAAGGCGACGUAUUGGCAUGCCAAGGGUUUGAUGCUGAGAAACGACUUGGACGACGCCUUCGAGUGCAUUGAGGAAGGCCUGAAACAGUCUGAGAACGACCCCGUACGUCUUCAGCUUCAGUCUUCAGCUUACGAUGAGAAGUUUCAGCAGCUCCUCCGACUGCGACGUGAGGUCUUCAGACUGAGUCUCGCAGACAAGGAGAUGGAGAAGGAGGUGUGCAAGCGGAUGAUGAGCGGCCUCAGUGUCGCACCUCCUACGCUCUGGGACAAAUUGAAGGGCCAUCUGCAAUUUCUCAACGAGAACAUUGUGAUAGCCUCUACAGCUGCCGUUUUCAUCGCCAUGUUUGCACUAUUUCUCUAUCAACUUUUUAAUCUGUAAGUUGUGACUUUGGUAUUUUGUAUACUCAGUUCUUCCACAGCUCUAUUCGGCAUUCCGAUUUUUUUUUUCUGUGAACUAUAUACUAUUUCAGAAGACUUUUGAGGCCUUCAAAUUCUGUGUGAUACAAAUCGAUCUUCUGUUUUUUUUUGUUUUUGAAAAUGAUCCUCUGUUCAGACUCAGAAUUGUUCGUCCAUCACUUUUCCGCUGGUAG